Messenger RNA from Daucus carota subsp. sativus, 2361 nucleotides. Its product is annotated as threonine--tRNA ligase, mitochondrial 1. Gene Ontology annotation, cellular component: mitochondrion; cytoplasm; chloroplast. Lineage: Eukaryota; Viridiplantae; Streptophyta; Magnoliopsida; Apiales; Apiaceae. Gene Ontology annotation, biological process: threonyl-tRNA aminoacylation. The record is from RefSeq and is a predicted model, not a curated record. The transcript is spliced from 20 exons. The coding region runs from base 30 to 2198 and encodes 722 amino acids. Gene Ontology annotation, molecular function: ATP binding; threonine-tRNA ligase activity.
AAACCCUGAUACACACAAGUCAAACGCGAAUGCUAUCUUCCCUUCACUGCUGCAGACGACUGUUAUAUCUCCGCCGCAUUUCAUCCCCGCCGUACAAGCCUCAAUCUCGCCUCCAGUUCAGUUCAUUUCCGGAGAUGGGCAAACCCGGGGCCAAAUCAGACGCCAAGGCCUCUCCUUCCUUCUCCAAAGAUGACGCGUAUCUCACCUCGGUGAUUCCUCGACGAAUCGCACUUUUCGAAUCAAUUAAAGCUGAACAAAUCAAGCACCGCGAAUCUAUCGCCGGCGAAGCCAUCAAGGUGACUUUGCCGGAUGGGACAGUGAAGGAGGGGAAGAAAUGGAUGUCGACUCCCUUUGAUAUUGCAAAGGAGAUAUCAAAGAGUUUGGCAUCAAAUUCGUUGAUUUCACAAGUGAAUGGAGUGUUAUGGGAUAUGUCUAGGCCACUUGAAGGUGACUGUGAGCUGAAACUAUUUUCUUUUGAUACUGAUGAAGGUAGAGAUACAUUUUGGCACUCAAGUGCGCACAUCUUAGGGCAGUCUCUUGAGAUGACUUAUGGAUGCAAACUGUGUAUUGGGCCAUGUACCACAAGAGGAGAGGGUUUCUAUUAUGAUGCACAUUAUGGUGAGAUGAGCUUGAAUGAAGAGCAUUUUGAGCAGAUUGCCUCAGGGGCAAAGAAAGCUGCUGCGGAGAAGCAGCCUUUUGAGCGAAUUGAAGUUUCAAGGAAGCAGGCGCUUGAUAUGUUUUCUGAGAAUAAAUUUAAGGUUGAAAUCAUCAAUGAUCUACCUGAGGAUAAAACUAUUACAGUAUACAGAUGUGGCCCUUUAGUUGAUUUAUGUCGUGGACCACAUAUACCAAAUACAGCUUAUGUCAAGGCUUUUGCUUGUUUGAAGGCCUCAUCAGCCUAUUGGCGGGGUAACAAAGAUCGGGAAAGCUUACAAAGAGUUUAUGGGAUAUCUUAUCCAGACCAAAAACGUUUAAAGGAAUACAUUUCCCUACUGGAAGAAGCUAAGAAAUAUGAUCAUAGAGAAUUGACUAAAAAGCAGGAGCUGUUUUUCUUUCACCCACUAAGUCCUGGAAGCUGUUUCUUUCUGCCACACGGUGCCCGAAUCUGCAAUAAAUUGUUGGAGUUCAUGCGGUCUCAGUAUUGGAAAAGAGGCUAUGAAGAAGUUUGGAGUCCUAAUAUGUACAAUAUGCAACUGUGGGAGACAUCUGGUCAUGCUGCAAACUACAAGGAUAAUAUGUUUGUGUUUGAUAUUGAGAAACAGCCGUAUGGACUUAAGCCAAUGAAUUGCCCAGGACACUGUCUCAUAUUUGAUCAUAGAGUUCGUUCAUACAGGGAACUUCCUCUUCGUUUGGCUGAUUUUGGAGUUUUGCAUAGAAACGAGGCCAGUGGCGCCCUUACUGGAUUGACUCGUGUGAGGAGGUUUCAGCAGGAUGAUGCUCAUAUUUUUUGCAGGGAAUCCCAGAUAAAAGAUGAAGUCAGGGGCGUUCUUGAAUUCAUUAAAUACACCUAUGAUGUAUUUGGCUUUAGUUUUGAGCUGAAGCUUUCGACGAGGCCAGAAAAGUAUCUUGGCGAUUUGGAAACUUGGGAAAAAGCUGAAGCUUCGCUUACUGAAGCGUUGAACGAGUUUGGUAAAGAUUGGCAGAUUGAUGAAGGGGAUGGGGCAUUUUAUGGGCCAAAGAUUGAUAUCAGUGUCUCUGAUGCCAUGAAAAGAAAGUUUCAGUGUGCUACCUUACAGCUAGACUUUCAACUCCCCUCUCGCUUCAACUUGUCUUACUCGGCUGAAGAUGAAAGCAAGAGGGAGAGGCCUGUUAUGAUACACAGGGCUAUUCUUGGGUCUGUUGAACGUAUGUUUGCCAUACUGCUUGAGCAUUACAAGGGAAAAUGGCCUUUGUGGCUAAGUCCACGUCAAGCAAUUGUUGUUUCAGUUUCAGAGAAAUCACAGUCGUAUGCUUUAGAGGUGAAGGACAAGAUUCAUGACGCUGGUUAUUAUAUAGAUGUUGAUGUGAGUGAUAGGACAAUGAACAAAAAGGUACGUGAAGCUCAAUUAGCACAGUACAACUACAUACUGGUGGUUGGCGAGGGGGAGAGCAAGAACGGAAAGGUAAGCGUAAGAGUGAGAGAUGAUGACAAGUUUAAAGAGUAUGGCUUAGAGGACCUCCUUGCACACUUCAAGAAAGAGGUUGAUUUAUUUCACUAGUGUUGUGCUUCUUCACUGAUACAGCCAUACAGGAUACAAAUAUGAAAUUGUUAUUUAAUGAUUAAUACAUUUACCUCAUUUGGAUCCAAUUGACUCAAAGAAAUAGUGCGUUGCUUUCAUAGUGUCACUAUUUGUCUAUUACACGGCUCAUGAAUUUUGUGUU